Molecule: messenger RNA, 695 nt
Organism: Drosophila sechellia
Lineage: Eukaryota; Metazoa; Arthropoda; Insecta; Diptera; Drosophilidae
Product: mitochondrial import inner membrane translocase subunit Tim13
Exons: 1
Coding region: 85-450 (121 amino acids)
Source: RefSeq, a predicted model, not a curated record
UAAAGGUUAUCCCAAGCUCCCAACUGUAAAUUCCGCAAUUAUUAGUCCCUAUCCCCGUGACCGAGGCCCAGAAUCGCUUGUCGAAUGGCCACGAACCAGCACGACCUCGAGCGGAUUCGGCAGCAGAUCGUGUUGGCCAACAUCCAGGAGCUGAUCCAGAAGAUGACGCGUCGCUGCUUCGACGUAUGUAUCGCUUUGCCGGAAACGGAGUUGCGCUCCACGGAGCACGACUGCCUGGCCAACUGUAUGGAUCGGUUCAUGGACUCGGUUCAAGUGGUGUCGAGCCAGUACUUCCGUCGCCGACGUCGCCAUCAGCAAGUUCGUUUGGCCCGCUCGACCACCUCCUCCGCAUCACCAACCGCAGCCGCAUCCACAUCCAUGCCCAUAUCCGCAGCAGCAACCGAAUCUGAGUCCGCAUCUAGUGCCUCCAAUGACGAAAAGGUCAAAUAAUGGUUAAGUCUAGACAGAUAGCCACGUGUGGAGUUUAUUCCAAGUCCAAAACGAAGUCUGCUCCGUCGUAGCCCCAGAUCCCCAGUGUACCUGGGUGAUGGCCACUUGUCUCAUUGGUGGUCACACUUUCAGAUCUUUGGGAAGGCAAGAAAGUGGAUUUUCUGCAGGCGUGGCCAUCGAUGAUUUCUUGCUAUUGGUCCCUAACAAAAUCCUAGUAGAGGCUUCAGUAAAUAACGAUUGGCAGA